Sinocyclocheilus grahami is the source of this 7338-nucleotide messenger RNA. Its product is annotated as collagen alpha-1(XI) chain-like. The record is from RefSeq and is a predicted model, not a curated record. Lineage: Eukaryota; Metazoa; Chordata; Actinopteri; Cypriniformes; Cyprinidae. The transcript is spliced from 63 exons. Gene Ontology annotation, cellular component: extracellular matrix. Gene Ontology annotation, molecular function: extracellular matrix structural constituent. The coding region runs from base 801 to 6671 and encodes 1956 amino acids.
GUCAAUUACAAAGGAAUAUGGUUAUCUAAUCAAUAUUUCAGAUGCAUUUACUUAUUUAUUUUAGUAAACAGGCGCAUUGCAAAGCAAUCAGACGAUCAUUAAUGUAAAAAUAAACCCCUUCUGGGUGAUGCAAAAUCCAUUUUAAGUUAUAUAUGUUCAGUUUUCCAUAUGGGUUUUUAGUAUUACAAGGCCUAUUUGAUGCUAGACACAUAAAGAACUGUUUUUUUCUGCAUUAUUUAUAUAGGAUGUUAUAUUAACAAGGGUCCUUUAACUGGGUGAUUUUCUGCUGUUACACCCAUCAAAUUAGAGGAGUCAAAAAUACUAAAAGACAGUCUGCAAUGGACUCAAAUCUUGCAGACAAAAAGAGAGAAAGAGAAAGAGAGUAAAUUAAGUCCCACACUGUAAAGCUCCCGCCUACCCACAGCACUAACCAAUGAGAAGCCGCGCAUUUUGUGCGACGCUGUCCGAUUGGCCGCUCGCCGCGUGACUGACAGUCCGUGUGAAUGAAGUUGUUUCCCACUUUGGCUCCACGAAGUUUCAGUGACGGGGGCAUCACUGCAGCGCACUGAAGGGAAGGAAAGAACAGAAGGGAAAAGAAGGGAGAGAGGUGCCCCAUCCAUCCAUCUAUCCAUCCACUGAAUGUUCCCGCAGGACUUUAUCAACGUAUGGCUGCAUGAGAGGCUUUGAGCUGUCGCGCUUUCUCUCUCCGGGACUGUCGGGUUACUGGUUCUGUCCUGAUAUCAAGCAGUUGUCAAAAUAAUAUAACCAAACUCUUCGCGUCAGGACGGGCGCAGGUGGUCAUGGAUACACCUAUCAGAUGGAAAGUAAAGCGGAGGUUUAAGGAGGUGCGGCUCUCGGUAGUCCUAGUAUUCCUGAUGUUUGUCACCUCACGAGUCAGCGCAGCUGAGCCAGCCGAUCUCCUAAAGAUUUUAGAUUUUCACAGUUUGCCGGAGGGUGUAUCGAAAACUACAGGCUUCUGCACACACCGGAAGUCAUCAAAAGGGCCUGAUGUCGCCUACAGAGUCACAAAAGAUGCACAGCUUAGCGCUCCUACUAAACAACUCUACCCCUCAUCCGUGUUUCCUGAGGACUUUUCCAUCUUGGCGACGGUGAGGCCUAAAAAAGGCAGUCAGUCCUUCCUGCUGUCGGUGUAUAACGAACAGGGCAUCCAGCAGCUCGGUCUGGAGGUGGGACGCUCUCCUGUCUUCCUGUACGAGGAUCACCUGGGCAAACCCGGCCCGGAGGACUACCCGCUCUUCAGAGGGGUCAACUUGGCGGACGGAAAUGCAUCCUCUAGAGCUCUAUGUUCUGCUGUUUGCUUGACUCCAGAAGCGUUUUGUUUUGCGGUAUUCUCUGUGGCUCUUGUGUUUGCUGUGCUGAUUCUGUCUGGCCGCUCCACACAGCCUGGAGAGCCUUCUGGUGACAUCCAGCAGCUGAUGAUUGUAUCGGACCAUCGUGCUGCGCUUGACUACUGUGAGCACUACAGCCCUGACUGUGAGGUUCCUGCACCCGAACAGCCCCAGAACCAAGACCCAAACACUGAUGAAUAUAACACAGAGGAUGAUAACUACUAUUACGAAUAUCCGUACUAUGAGGACAUGGAUGCAGAAAAGACAGAAGAAACGACAGCCGAUGAAACGACUGGAACCGAAACUGAAGACCUAAUGGUGUCUGUUCCGGAUAGCGGUCGUGUGGUUACGUCAGUUAUCACUAGUGGAACAGGAGGCUCCAGCAGUUCAUCGAGUAGCUCCUCGUCAUCCUCCUCUUCAUCCUCUUCAUCAUCCAGCUCUACCACGAGUACUGGCGAGGAACCGUAUGAUGGCUACGAUGGAUACGAGACCGGAUACGAAACAUACUAUGAUGAGACGACCUCACGGCCUGAUGGCUCCCGGACCAUCAGAAUCACUAGCACAGGCACAGGUACCGGUGGAGAAGUGGAUAUGGGACUGGUCGGUGAGGUGGAUAUGGGACUGGGAGACCUGGACAGGCGGAUCAUCACAUCAUCAUCAUCAUCAUCAUCAUCAUCAGGAGGAGGAGGAAGUGGAAGAGUACACUCAACUGUCACAGUCAUUAACAAUGGAACCUCCGGCUCCAAUUCUGGCUCCGGCACUGGCUCUAGCACCAGAAUCAUUACUAGCUCCAGUUCCGGCUCUGGAGUCAGUACCGGCUCCAGCUCCAGCUCCAGCUCCAGCUCCAGCUCCAGCUCCAGCUCUACCUCGGUUGAUGGUGGUUAUGAUGAUAACCUGUACAGUGAGGGUCUUGAUCUGACCUAUGGAGAGGGAUAUGGAGAAGGAUACGGAGAGGGAGAGUAUAAUGUGGAAGGAGGCGGCGGCAGCACCAGCACUUCAGUGUCCGUAGGGGGCGGAUCUGUUUCUUCGAGUGGCUCAGUUGGGGGCGGAUCCAGCAGCGCUGGGGCCAGCGUGGGGGCGGGGUCUGUUGCCACGGGAGGACAGGGGGGAAUUGGUGGAGAGACAGACUCCAUCGAUAUCGACAACUUCAAGGAGGAGUCCAUCACGGAUUACACCGAAGCAGACCUGGAGAAGAUGUAUGAUUAUGACAACCUGUACCCUGACGGCGACAAAGAGCUGCCCGCCGAGACCGAUGAGAUCUACGGACAGGUGGAUGGACUGAGAGGAGAGAAAGGGCAAAAAGGAGAGCCUGCAAUCAUUGAACCCGGAAUGCUGGUUGAAGGCUCACCUGGUCCAGAGGGUCCCACAGGUCUCCCCGGUCCUCCAGGUUCAUCGGGAUCCCCAGGUAGCCCUGGAGAGCCCGGCGAAAGGGGUCCUAAUGGUCGCCCUGGUCUGCCUGGAGCUGAUGGUCUUCCAGGACCUCCAGGGACUGUCCUGAUGUUGCCUUUCCGCAUGAGUACAGGAGGGGACAGCGGACAUAAAGGGCCUGCAGUUUCUGCCCAAGAGGCUCAGAUGCAAGCCAUCAUGCAGCAGGCCAGGCUGGCGAUGAGGGGUCCAACCGGACCCAUGGGUUUGACAGGCCGUUCUGGUCCUCUGGGGCCUCCUGGUGUGUCUGGACUGAAAGGAGAGUCUGGAGAAUCAGGACCUCAGGGUCCUCGUGGUCCACUGGGAUCCCUUGGCCCUCCUGGAAAGCCUGGUAGAAGGGGUCGACCCGGCUCAGAUGGAGCCAGAGGGAUGCCUGGACAGACGGGACCAAAGGGUGACCGAGGAUUCGAUGGGCUCGCUGGUUUGCCUGGAGAAAAGGGUCACAGGGGUGAGAUGGGUCCUCAGGGGCCUCAUGGGCCUCCAGGAGAGGAUGGAGAAAGAGGUGGCGAUGGUGAGGUCGGACCCAGAGGUCUGCCCGGAGAAUCGUGUGCCUCAAACACAGCCUGUCUGACUCAAGCGAAAGGAAACAUUGGUCCUCAAGGUGAGCCAGGACCUCCAGGACAACAAGGCAACCCUGGAGCUCAGGGACUUGCAGGUCCUCAGGGAGCGAUCGGACCUCCAGGAGAGAAGGGUCCCACUGGAAAACCAGGCUUAGCAGGAGUGGCAGGAGCUGACGGACCUCCAGGCCACCCAGGAAAAGAAGGGCCAUCCGGCGAGAAAGGACACUUGGGACCUCCGGGUCCUCAGGGGCCGAUCGGAUAUCCUGGCCCUCGAGGUGUAAAGGGUGCUGAUGGAGUCCGCGGGCUGAAAGGAAACACGGGUGAAAAGGGAGAAGACGGAUUUCCAGGAUUUAAGGGAGAUAUGGGCAUCAAAGGCGACAGGGGAGAACUUGGUGCCGCCGGACCCAGAGGUGAAGACGGGCCUGAAGGACCCAAAGGAAGAUCUGGUUUACUUGGAGAUGCUGGACCGCUCGGGCCGACCGGAGAGAAGGGUAAGCUUGGUGUACCCGGGUUGCCAGGUUAUCCAGGAAGACAAGGCCCCAAGGGUUCUCAAGGAUUCCAGGGAUUCCAAGGAACCAGUGGAGAGAAAGGCACGAGGGGGACAGCAGGGAAGCCGGGACCCCGAGGACAGAGAGGACCUACGGGACCCCGUGGUGAAAGAGGGCCGAGGGGACCAACUGGGAAAGCAGGACCAAAGGGCAACUCAGGAAGCGACGGCCCCCCAGGACCACCCGGUGAACGGGGUCCGUUAGGCGCAGCGGGACCUACUGGAUUCCCCGGCCCUAAGGGUCCACCGGGUCCUCCCGGAAAGGACGGGCUGCCCGGACACCCUGGCCAGAGAGGAGAGACUGGUUUCCAAGGUAAAACCGGACCUCCCGGACCCCCAGGUGUAGUCGGACCUCAGGGACCAACAGGUGAGACAGGACCAAUGGGAGAACGAGGCCACCCUGGACCCCCAGGACCACCCGGUGAACAGGGUCUACCUGGAUCUGCUGGAAAAGAGGGAGCAAAGGGAGAUCCAGGUCCUGCAGGACCCUCAGGUAAAGAUGGACCUCCAGGACUCAGAGGGUUCCCAGGCGAGAGAGGCUUACCAGGACCUGUGGGAUCAGCAGGUUUGAAAGGGAAUGAAGGACCUCCAGGGCCACCUGGACCCGCUGGCUCUCCUGGUGAACGUGGUGCUGCUGGCCCAGCUGGACCUACUGGCCUCCCAGGCCGACCCGGACCUCAAGGACCCCCGGGCCCAGCUGGAGAGAAAGGUGGACCUGGCGAGAAAGGACCUCAAGGCCCAGCCGGUAGAGAUGGUAUUCAGGGACCUGUGGGACUUCCAGGCCCAGCUGGACCCAUCGGAUCCCCAGGAGAGGAUGGUGAUAAGGGUGAGAUUGGAGAGUCGGGACAGAAGGGAAGCAAAGGUGACAAGGGCGAGCAGGGUCCUCCAGGUCCCGUCGGUAGCCAAGGUCCUUCGGGUCAGCCGGGUCCACCGGGUGCUGAUGGAGAGCCAGGUCCCAGAGGUCAGCAGGGUCUGUUUGGACAGAAGGGAGAUGAGGGCGCACGAGGUUUCCCAGGACCACCCGGACCCGUCGGCCUUCAGGGCUUGCCUGGACCCUCCGGUGAGAAGGGAGAGACCGGUGACGUCGGUCAGAUGGGUCCACCCGGUCCUCCUGGCCCCAGAGGCCCCUCCGGACCCCCAGGAGCCGAUGGACCACAGGGACCUCCAGGAGGAAUCGGCAACCCAGGAGCCGUGGGAGAAAAGGGAGACGCCGGUGAACUAGGAGAACCAGGUCCGCAAGGAGACAUCGGCCCUUCAGGUCCAAGAGGAGAGCGUGGUGAAAAGGGAGAAGCCGGACCCGCUGGUUCUGCUGGGCCCCCCGGACCAAAAGGACCACCAGGAGAUGAUGGUCCCAAAGGAAGUCCUGGUCCAAGUGGUUUCCCUGGUGAUCCUGGUCCUCCUGGAGAGCCUGGUUCACCUGGUUUGGAUGGUGCUUCUGGAGAUAAGGGUGAUGAUGGAGAGCCUGGUCAGGCAGGAUCCCCUGGACCUACUGGUGAAACUGGCCCCACUGGCCCUCCAGGAAAGAGAGGACCUCAUGGACCUGCUGGACCUGAAGGAAGACAGGGAGAGAAGGGUGCCAAGGGUGAAUCUGGUCUCCUGGGUCCACCUGGUAAGACAGGUCCAGUUGGUCCUCAGGGAAGCCCUGGAAAACCUGGUUCCGAGGGUCUGAGAGGGGUGCCUGGACCAGUGGGAGAACAAGGACUGCCCGGUGCUCCUGGACCCGAUGGACCUCCUGGACCGAUGGGUCCUCCUGGACUGCCUGGACUGAAGGGAGAUACUGGUAUUAAAGGUGAAAAGGGUCAUCCUGGUCUCAUUGGACUCAUCGGACCUCCAGGAGAACAGGGAGAGAAGGGAGACAGAGGGCUGCCGGGUUCACAGGGAACUGCAGGAACUAAAGGAGACACUGGUAUUUACGGACCCGCUGGACCUAUUGGACCCAUUGGACCUCCUGGUCUCCAUUUCCAAGGUCCACCUGGUGAUGUCAUCCACCCUCUGCCUAUCCAUUCCAGCCCCAAACGGGCAAAGAGGAACAUUGAUGCCAGCCAGAUGAUGGAUGACGCUGCAGAUGCCAACUACAAAGACUAUGAGGAUGGCAUGGAGGAGAUAUUCGGCUCUCUGAACUCUCUCAAACUGGAGAUUGAACAGAUGAAACACCCGCUGGGCACACAGAGUAACCCCGCCCGCACCUGCAAAGACCUGCAGCUGUGCCACCCAGAUUUCCCAGAUGGUGAAUACUGGAUUGAUCCGAACCAGGGCUGCUCCAGAGACUCUUUCAAAGUGUACUGUAACUUCACAGCAGGUGGAGAGAGCUGCAUCUUCCCAGAGAAAAAGAGUGAAGGGGCCAGACUCACCUCUUGGGUGAAGGAGAAUCCAGGGUCGUGGUUCAGUGAAUUCAAACGUGGUAAACUGCUCUCGUACGUGGAUGCGGAGGGCAAUCCGAUCGGAGUGGUCCAGAUGACGUUCCUGCGUUUACUCAGCGCCACAGCUCGGCAGAACCUGACUUACAACUGUUACCAAUCAGUGGCUUGGCACGACCAGGAACUGGACUCUUACGAUAAAGCCAUCCGCUUCCUGGGCUCCAAUGAUGAGGAGAUGUCUUACGAUAACAACCCAUACAUCAGAGCCGCCGUCGACGGAUGUGCGUUGAAAAAGGGCUAUGAAAAGACUAUUCUUGAGAUCAGCACACCAAAAGUGGAGCAGGUACCAUUUGUUGACAUUAUGUUCAACGAUUUCGGCGGAGCGACGCAGAAGUUCGGCUUUGAGGUCGGACCGGCCUGCUUCAUCGGCUAAGACUGCUCAGCGAGCACGCGUGAACAAAACAUAUUCAUUUUCUCUGAAAACAAAACACAAGAAAGAAAUAGGACGACUUAUUUGUAAAGUUUUGUGUUUCCAAAUAAACCCGACAGAUACCAAAGUAAGGAUAAAAGAAAUUUGAAGAAAGAAUGGAUGUCUAAGCAAUGGGUUCUUAUAACAGAGCAACCUUUUUAACCUCAGUGUACCCUCUGCAUCACAUGCAAGUUUUGAAACUGGAUGAGGUCAUCGCUCGUGUCUCUCCCAGCCCCGCCCACUUUACGCUCAUCCGACUCUUUGCCCCUCCCACAGGCUGUAUAGACAGAUUAAAUCCAUCCUUUUAUUUCCCGCCUGUUCAUGGACUUGUAGCUCUAUGCACGGCAUUGUUCGGCAUUUCUCGUACGAGAAAUCUUUUCCGCUGGUUUGUUUGCUUGGGUUUUAUCUUGUUCUGUUUUCCACUUCUAAGCUUUGUUUUUUUGUGCAUACUUGUCUUCCAUUCCCUGGAAUGGUGAUUAUAUAUAUAAAUAUAUAUAAAUAUUUUUUUUUCUAUGUUUGUAAGUACUUUCUGUAUAUUUUUUUUCCGGUGAAGUGAUUUUUUAUUUUUUGGGUUCUGGCUUCAAAACAUGCAUGUGAACCCAUUGAGCGAUAAGGACAGAGCUGCUGGUUA